AUGUUCAACUCAGUUGCAUGCAAUUUGAGGGUUCAUUGCAAUGAGAAGGAUAAGAACAUACUCCUUAACUUCAAACAAGGAGUCACAGAUCCUUCAGAAUCUAUUGAAUUCAAUUCAAUGGGUAGUGAGAAAUGUGAUGACUUGUCAAGGGCUAACCCUCCCCAUCUAUGUGGAAAGUUCAGCAGCCUCCAUUAUCUUGAUUUAUCAGAUAAUCAUGAUAUUCUUUUUCAUAAUCUCCAUUGGAUUUCGAAUCUUUCAUCGCUGCAAUAUCUUAAUCUUGAUGGUGUUCAUCUUCACAAGGAAAUUGAUUGGCUUCAAUCAGUCACUUUGCUUCCUUCACUGUUGGAGUUACAUUUGGCAGGUUGUCAACUUGAAAAGAUAUAUCCAUCCCUUCAAUAUGCUAAUUUUACUUCACUUCAAGUUCUAAAUCUUGCUCAGAAUCAUUUUGUAUCUGAGUUUCGUAUUUGGUUAUUUAAUCUUAGCAGUGACAUCUCUCAUAUUGACCUUAAUGGAAAUCAAAUACACGGUCAACUGCCUCAAACAUUGCCAAAUCUUAGAAGUAUUAAGUCAUUGGUUUUAUCUGGUAAUUAUCUCAAAGGACCCAUUCCAAAUUGGUUAGGACAACUUGAACAACUACAAAAACUUUUUCUUUCUCAUAACUUCUUUUCUGGUCCAAUUCCUGCCAGUCUGGGAAAUUUAUCAUCCUUGCUUCAUUUGAACCUUGCUUCAAAUCAGCUGAAUGGAAAUCUUCCAGAAAAUCUCAGUCAACUACUCAACUUGAACAGCUUUCUAGUUGCAGAAAAUUCCUUAACUGGAACUGUGUCUGAAAGAAAUUUACUUUCCUAUUCAAAUUUGAAGCAAUUAUCCCUUAAUUCACCUAACUUGGUUUUUGAUUUUGAUCCUGAAUGGACCCCUCCUUUUCAACUUCAAAUUAUUCGUUUUGGCAAUGUGAAAGACAAACUUCCUGAAUGGUUAUUCACAGAGUUCCCUAAAACAUCUAACCAUUGUAGACUCAACCGCUUCGUUUGA
Molecule: messenger RNA, 1029 nt
Organism: Sphenostylis stenocarpa
Lineage: Eukaryota; Viridiplantae; Streptophyta; Magnoliopsida; Fabales; Fabaceae
Source: the annotation of a GenBank genome assembly